AUGUCCUGGCGGUAGUAUACAGGUGUUUCGACAGUUCUACAAGAAGUUUUCUGUCAUUUUCUGUGCUGUUAAGUGCCAACUGCUGUUCUGUACACAAUUUGUACGCAACAGCCAUUAAAUUGUCAAACGGCUUUACUGUCAACAUUGAUUGCGUUUUGAGUGGUGACAUGUAAGUUAACGUUUUGGAAAAUUUUAUCUCGAAUACAGGAAAAGGAACAUGGAGCACGUCGACAGUCCGAGCUAUCUGCAAACGAUUUGGGCGCCGAUAGCUUCCGUGGGAUGGUACCUUGUAGGGCUCGGUAUCAUCGCGUUAUAUAUGUUUCCACAUAUCCAAGAAAAAUAUAAAAACUGGAAAACAAGGAAUCAACGAGAUGAUAUCGCACUUGGCAAGAAGACUGACAAAUUGCCACAGUUGUCGGCUAAUGUGGAAAUGGCUAGACAAAAGAUGCAAGAGGUAUACAACAAGAAUUGUGCUUUAGCACAAAUCAAAGAGGAAGAGGAGAAAGAGAAAAAGAGACAGAAGGUCUUGAAAUUAUUGGAAAACAAGAACGUAGGUACUAGACUUGGUGGUGCAACUGAUGAUCAAACUCCUAGUACUAGUACAAAAUCCAAAUUAAAAUCAGAGUAUAAUCCUUUGAUGGGUGAUAACACUCGUGGAUAUCGUCCUCCUAAACGGAGCUGCUGUAAAAAGGGUGGAUGUGGUUAAUCGUAAUUUUACAGAAUCUCAUAAGAAAGCCAUUCACAUUCUUGCGACUUAACGAUUGUGAAAGAGGAGAAAUUUACCGUAUCGAAUAGGAUAUGCUUGAAUUCGAUACAUUCAAUUUUUUACAAGUUUAAAAAUUGGUGCAACUGUUAUAUUAUUAUAUUAUUAAUUUCUAAUAUGUACAAUAUUAUUAAGCUUUAAUAAAUACAAAAUUUUAUCUA
Monomorium pharaonis (pharaoh ant) is the source of this 924-nucleotide messenger RNA. RefSeq lists its product as uncharacterized. Lineage: Eukaryota; Metazoa; Arthropoda; Insecta; Hymenoptera; Formicidae. The transcript has 5 exons. Gene Ontology annotation, biological process: endoplasmic reticulum unfolded protein response; retrograde protein transport, ER to cytosol. Gene Ontology annotation, cellular component: endoplasmic reticulum membrane; Derlin-1 retrotranslocation complex; Derlin-1-VIMP complex. The record is from RefSeq and is a predicted model, not a curated record. The coding region runs from base 218 to 706 and encodes 162 amino acids.